UGCACGAACGAGUGCCGGCAGGCAUAUGCUAUGUGAUUGUGGUUAUGUGUCCUGCUGCUAUCAUCUGCUUCUGGACGCUAGUGAUUGACGGUCUCUUUGCGCAUUCGCAACCCACGGAGACUGAAGGCACAGGCAGAAGACUGGGACGCUAUAGACUCGUAGACAGGCUAUGGGAACUCAAUUGCGGUAUCUUGGGCUUGGCUCUGUCCGAAGGCACUGCUUUCNGCGCACUCAAGAACACGGUCGGUAAGCCGCGCCCUGAUCUAAUCGAUAGGUGUCAACCGAAGAUUGGAUCGUUUGACACAUCUCCAUACGGCCUGUCGAACUCGUCGAUCUGCACGCAGACCGAUAUGAGCAUUCUCAGGGAUGGCUUCAGAAGUUUCCCCUCGGGACACUCGAGCACCAAGCUCCAUAUCUGGGAUUCGAGAGGUGAAGUAUGGAAGAUCUUCGUUGUCAUCAUCCCGUCCCUCGGCGCCUCUUUGAUCGCAGCAAGCAGAAUCAUGGACGCGAGACAUCACCCCUUUGACGUGAUCACUGGCAGUUUACUUGGUAUAGUAUGUGCUUGGCUAUCCUAUCGUCAGUACUUCCCUCCGGUCAGCGAGACCUGGCGCAAAGGCCGUGCAUACCCCAUCAGAACAUGGGGACAGGAAACGGCACCACCGCCAGCAGCAGUGUCAACGGCAUAUGAACCGUACGGCAUGCAAGGACCAGACCCGCAGAGAGCACCGUCGCAAAGACACAUGCAGCACUCGAGAAACAUAGGCUCGGACAGCCAAGCAAUGCUGGCGACGCAUGCAGCACCGUUUCCGACCGGGGGGUUGGCUGGCACGGGAUCUGAGAGACGGCGUGAUGAGUGGGACGCGUCUUCGACCGAAGAAGACGAAUUUGAGUUGCAGCAGCAGCCCAGGUAUCCACCGGGUGCGAUGAUGGGGUCGACGGCGUACCUGCCUCGCACGCACAUGGGCGCGACAUCAGAUCAGGUU
Molecule: messenger RNA, 983 nt
Organism: Aureobasidium uvarum
Lineage: Eukaryota; Fungi; Ascomycota; Dothideomycetes; Dothideales; Saccotheciaceae
Source: the annotation of a GenBank genome assembly